Didymodactylos carnosus is the source of this 372-nucleotide messenger RNA. Lineage: Eukaryota; Metazoa; Rotifera; Eurotatoria; Philodinida; Philodinidae. The record is from the annotation of a GenBank genome assembly.
AUGCCUCAUAGAAUUAUUGACCCAGAACAGUUUGUUAAGAAAGGAGAAGACGAAAAUGGUGUUCUAGAGAACACUGUUAAUAACAUUAACAUGUCUCCAUUAGAGCCAAUUGCUGUUAUUGGAAUGGCGUGUGCUUUCGCAGGCGGAAUCAACUCUCCUGAAUCACUAUGGGAUGUCCUGAAAAGCAGUAUUGAUGUCGGAAAAGAAAUACCAAACGAGCGUUUUGAUAUUGAUUCUUUUACGGCCCAUCUAGCGAACAUAUAUCCGAACGUUAAAAAUGAUUUGGUGCGUCGAGCAUAUCUAUUUGAUAAUGACGUGCUCGACCAGUUUGAUUCCGCAUUUUUCGGUAUCACAGACGGUGAAGCUAUGUGA